AUGUCUCCGAGGUCACCCAGGUUUACGCGGGGCUUGGGCGGCGGAGACAGCGCCUUGGGCCCCCGGAUAGGGAAUGAGGAAGACACAGUCAUUAAACGGGAUGAAAGUGUACCUGUCUCAACAACUGGCUUCCUGCUCACAGGUCGAGAGCGAUCUUGGCUGUUGAAAAUAUGUGGAUCGGCAGCGCACACCUGCCGAUUCUGGCUGAUCUCGGAAUACGCUCAUGCAUCGGGGCCCCACACAGGAUCUCCAGACUCAGUGGGCACCUUUGGCCAGACAGUGGCUGUGCAGGUGGGUGUCGAGGGUGAGGGUGCGCGGCACCACGCUGAUGAAGCGCUGGAUCUCCAGCAGCACUGCGUUGGUGUAGGGCCAUUGCACGUGGUCGUCCGGGCUUGGGACAGGCCUCUGCCCUACCACAGGGUCCAGCUCCUGCCCCUUGGCUGGGGCAGAGGGAGGCUGUGCACUUCCGGGACCCUCCAGCCAUCUCCAAACCGCAGCCUCCCAUUCUGGGUCUCUCUGGCUCGCAGACCUGCCACCUCUGGGUACUUAAGCAGAAUGAGGAGCCCAUAUGGAGCACAGGGUGGUGCUCGUGGUUUCUGUGCCACCAAAAAAAAAAAAAAAAAAAAGUUGCAUCGUCAUUACCAACGUCUCCUCCUGGAAAUGGCUCUCUGGGUCUUGCUGUUUCUGUGGGCAGAGAAGAUGGGCUGCCGCGCGCCAGGCACCUGUUGGUGGGCGGCAUGGAUAGAGUUUAGGGAGCUGGGACCCAUGCCUUACCCAUCUGGCCAAGCAAUCGAUGAAAUCGCGGGGCUCCGCCGGCUGCCUCAUGUGCCAGUGUUGUUGGAUUUGCUCAGAGAUGAAGACCUGCAGCUCUGAAAAGUUUUGGAAGAUUUGGUGGUGCGGGCCCGGGAGCCAGUCCAUGAGAGACAGGCAAAUGUACAUCUGGAGAGACAGGGUCUCAACAAGGGCCCUGGACAUGCCCACUAGGCCUUAGUUUCCCUACAGGGACUUUGAUAUUGGAGGUUCUAGAACUCUUCCAAGAAUCUAACUGUCCCAUUGUAGGUACGUCUGUGUACUCGGGAUUUGGCAUAAGGCUGGACGCACAAGGGAGAGAUUGUGGCCGGCCCUCUCACCUCGCCCCAUUUGGAACUCAUGAUGCGGAAGUUGUCACUUAGGAGGUUCAGGACCUCAGGAACUCCGGGUCCCCGUAGCCAUAGCGGUUCCCGAAGACAAGAACAGGUAACACUGGAUACAGCAUUACCCAGUAGCCGCACGGGGUCAAACGGGGCUCCUGGGGGUAGGAACAGGACGGUGGUCAUAACGCGUGGUCCUGCCCCCAGCCAGCCCCAUGGGCUUACUGGCUUUCUUCCACCCAAAUACCUUCCAGUGGCCCCGUCUUGGCAGUGCAAGGGACUCUCCCACACCAGGCCCUUCCGCUCUCCCGGCCAGGCCGAAGCAAUGGUGGCUUGAAAUUCGUCUAGCAGACAAGCCGCCUCAUCCAGGACACGCGCCUCGAUGGUCCGCGUAUCCAACCCGAACUUCUUCGGCGCUCCAAGUGCAAAAUUGCGCAGUGUCCACCAGCACGGCCGGUUAGAAAACAAGAUUCCUGUGGUGGGGACGGGAAAGGAGGCGGGCCCGGGAACCGGCCACGCCCCAUCCAGGAAGCGCCGGGUCACUGGCUACAUCCCUUUCGGGGCCUCCGACUCCUGCGGCCGGCUUCGUUCGUUUUGCUGCCUUACCAGACCUCCAAGUGCCCUAUCCACACAUUGGCCCCGCCUUUGCUGGGCUCCAUCCCUGACCUAGGCUGGCUCUGGGACUUUGAAUCUUAGGCUCUUUUCUCCUGUUGGCUGCAGGAUGAACCUCCAUUCUAACCUUACGCUUUAGCGCCGCCCCGCCCUCUCUCGGCCGUUUGCACCUCAUUAGCUGGAGUCUCUAUUAGGCCCCGCCCCCAUUUGCCCGCCUCUACCAUUUACCCGCC
Molecule: messenger RNA, 1975 nt
Organism: Homo sapiens (human)
Lineage: Eukaryota; Metazoa; Chordata; Mammalia; Primates; Hominidae
Exons: 3
Coding region: 1-873 (290 amino acids)
Source: RefSeq, a predicted model, not a curated record